Messenger RNA from Aspergillus nidulans FGSC A4, 1260 nucleotides. RefSeq names its product M20 family metallopeptidase. The transcript is spliced from 4 exons. Bases 1 to 1260 code for a protein of 419 amino acids. NCBI's taxonomy places the organism in Eukaryota, Fungi, Ascomycota, Eurotiomycetes, Eurotiales, Aspergillaceae. The record is from RefSeq and is a predicted model, not a curated record. Gene Ontology annotation, molecular function: dipeptidase activity; hydrolase activity.
AUGCAGCUCAGCGCAUCUCAGUUACGCUAUCUCAAACCAGUUCAGAUUGCUCUCCGACAGUAUGACGAGAAGCUUCAGGACAUAAACCACAAAAUAUGGUCCAACCCAGAACUUGCAUACAACGAGCACCAGGCGCAUAAUAACAUUUGCGAGCUCUUCGAGGCGCUCAGAUCGGAGGGCUACUCUGUCCGACGCCACGCCUACGGAUUAGACACCGCGUUCGAGAUCGAAUACAAGCAUGGCGACGCCGACAAUGGCCGCGUGCUAACAUUCAACGCCGAAUACGAUGCCCUUCCGGGCAUUGGGCAUGCAUGUGGCCAUAACCUGAUUGCAACUAGCUCUAUAGCUGCCUUCAUCGCUACCUGCGAGGCGAUGAAAAUCGCUGCUCCUGCUGGCUUAGUCUAUACCGUCCGCCUACUCGGAACUCCAGCAGAGGAGUCUGGCGGCGGAAAGAUCCGUCUACUGGACAGCGGUGCAUACAAAGGCGUCAACGCCUGUUUAAUGGUCCAUCCUGCGGCACUGCCACCGGGUCAAGCUAACCUCCUGAGCGUAGCGAAGCCGCCCGAAGGCGGGUUCCUGGCAAACGACAAAGUCCGCGUAACCUUCACCGGGAAACCAGCGCAUGCUGCCGCGGCGCCUUGGGAAGGGGUCAAUGCCCUCGAUGCUGUUGUAGCAGCCUAUGUAAACAUCUCUCUUCUCCGGCAGCAGAUUCUACCCUCUCAGCGGGUACAUGGGAUUAUCGUCAAUGGCGGGGACAGACCGAAUAUCAUCCCCUGGUCAGCGAGCGUGGACUACUAUAUCCGCUCCCCGACUUUGGCAACGCUGAAACCACUGACCGAGAAGGUUGUGAAAUGUUUUGAGGCCGCGGCGACUGCUACGGGGUGUAAGGUGGAAUUCCAGUGGGGUCCCUCAUACGCUGACGUCAAAUCCAACGAGCAUAUCUGCGAGAGCUACGUCUCCGUCAUGCGAGCCAUGGGCCAACAUGUCCUCCUCAAUAGCCCCCAGGGAGCAGGGGGCAGUGCGUCGACAGACAUGGGAAACGUAUCCUACGCAAUCCCCGGCUUCCACGGGAUAUUCUUCAUUUCGGCCAAAAGCGGCAACCAUACUCCGCAGUUUACUGAUGGGGCGGGAUCUCCCAAUGCGUAUAGACGAGCGCUUGAUUGUGCGGCCGGCAUGGCUGUUACCGCUUGCUAUUUUUUGGAUGAUGAUGAUUUCGCCAGGCAGGUUGAGGAAGACUUUUUGCGAGGUGGGUCAUUAUAG